AUGAGCCUGCUGCGAUGGAUCGGCGUCAACUCGAGUGCAAGCCAGUCCGCCCAGAACCUCAACCCAAACGACCCGAGCAACGAGCAGUGGUGGGCCGGCUCAGACGAGAAGUACUUCGGAAUGGAAAACUUCGGCAACACGUGCUACGCCAACUCAGUCCUCCAAGCACUCUACUUCUGCAAACCAUUUCGCCAGCUACUCGAACUCUCAUCCCAGCAGCUCCCAAACCCCAGGAUCCCCCCCUCAUCAGAAUCACCCUCAUCGAACCAUUCGAAAAACCAUAGCAACCAGCUCCUGCUCACCAAGACCCUCACACCAUCAUCAACCUCAUCGCCAGCUCAUUCCCAGCAGCAGCCGCAGCCUCCCAAGAUCCAUCUCAAAACCGACCCCAACACCCUCUAUGGCACCCAGAAUCACCCAUCAGCCCCUCCAAAGACUUCGAUCCCCACACCAGCCAACCAUACCAAACGCAACUGGGCUGCAGCCGAUUUCGACCAAGGCGGCGUCGGCAAAUUCCAUCUCCCAUCCGCAAACCCCUCCAGCAGCAGCAGCCGAAACCAAACUAGUACCCCCCUGCAGGCCGACCCCGACCAACCAGAUCCGACGAUCUGCUCAUCCCUACGCGAUCUCUUCCGCCACAUCUCUGCUCAGCCUAAUUCGGUCGGCGCGGUAGCACCCCAGGCGUUCAUCACGACGCUCAAGCGCUACAACGAGCUCUUUCGGUCGACGAUGCACCAGGAUGCACACGAGUUCCUCAACUAUCUCGUCAACUCGGUCGCCGAAGAUGUGUUUGCAGAACAGGAGAAGAAACGCCAGGAGGACGAACGCUCAUCCUUACUCGAACCCACACCGCCCUCCCUCCAGAAAUCCAACAACAACAACAACAACAACACACCAUCUGUAACACUCGCCCAUCCACGCUCUACCUGGGUCCACAAACUGUUCGAAGGCGUCCUGACUAAUGAGACCAAAUGCUUGACAUGUGAGACUGUUACUCAGCGCGAUGAAAGCUUCCUCGAUCUGUCGAUCAAUAUCCAUCAAAACACCAGUUUGACCGCCUGUCUGCGUCAAUUUAGUGCUAGUGAAAUGCUCUGCCAAAAGAAUAAAUUCUCCUGCGAUCAAUGUUGCGGCUUACAAGAGGCUGAGAAAAGGAUGAAAAUCAAGAAACUCCCGAACGUCCUCGCGCUCCAUCUAAAACGCUUCAAAUACCAAGAAAACUUGCAACGAUAUACCAAGCUCAGCUACCGCGUCGUCUUCCCCUUCGAACUUAAGCUUUUCAACACCACCGACGACAUCCAAGACCCCGAUCGAUUGUAUGAGUUGUGGGCCAUCGUGGUGCACAUAGGCGCGGGGCCCCAUCAUGGCCAUUACGUGACGAUCCUCAAGUCGCACGGCCAAUGGCUACUCUUUGACGACAAUGUGGUGACGCGGAUCGAAGAGCGAGACAUCCAAAAGUACUACGGGGAUACUCCGAGUGUCGGCAGCGGCUACGUGCUCUUCUACCAAGCCACCGAUCUGGACCUGAUGGAUCUGAUGGGCGUGCCCCCCGAGCCUGAAGAUGUGGAAGAUGACUCAGAGGUGGGGACCGAGGAUAGUGACGAGAUUAUUCCGACGCUCGACGAUAGCUCCCAGGGUGGACUGUUCAGUGCGCACAGCUCUUCGCACGCUGCUACAGAGCUCAAGAAAGAGCUCCCUCAACUCGCCACAUGGAACGGUUUCCAGCCUCCAUCAUCCGCCGAGCGCACGCGGAAAAACUCGGUGCCCUUCUCGUCAGGCCUCUCUAGCUCCUCCUCGAAUAACACUCAUCCCUUACCAUCCUCAACGAGCGAUCGGGGCGAUCUGUCGACGUCUACAAAUAACUCCAAGCCACCUGAGCUAGCCAGCCAGCCAUCGCCCCAGCUGGGGGGCAAUCAUCCCAGCACAACCCUCCAAUCUCAUCAGCGGAAAUUCAGUGGAGCCGGCAUGGUAUCCAGGUCGCCUUCGACUGCCACCAAGUUCUCCUCACUGUCCCGAUCAGGUUCUCAUCUAGCACCCAACCCGAUCGAUGUCCGUUUCUCUCCCCAAUCUAGUCCCGACUCGGGGGGGCUUCUAUCACCCUUCCAGACCGGACCUUCGCUCCCGAAGAGCGUGUCCCCGAGUGCUCCAGUUCGGACGAUCCCCAAUCUGCCCUCGCCCAAGAUGCAUGACGAGGUCUCGAGCAGGUCGAACUUUGUUGCCUUCCUGCCAACCAGUCCGUUGACGAGCCCGCCGAGUAACGGCCAUCCUAGCAAGCCCCAAUCCGCCUCCUCUGCCCCCAAACUGCAUCGCAAGUUCUCGGCCAAGUUCUUGAGACGCAAGAAGUCCUCCACCACCACCACCUCGCCCGUCCAGCCACCCCCGACGGCCGAUCCGUCCCCGCACUCGACGAGCCCCAUCAUUGCUGCUGCUACUGGGGCUGAUCCUUUGGGCCUCGGACUAACCUCCCACGAGCACGUCGCCCGGAACACUCCUGGCCACUACUACCAUCAGCCCAUCCUCUCCUCUCCCCUCGGACCCGAUCCCACCGACAAACACCGCCACCCACAACAACACUUCUUCUCGCCUCGGCCGAUCACGGCAAGUUACCGACACAGUCUCUCGACUGCGCUCGAUCAUCCGACGGGCGCUGGGCCGAGUUACAACGGGGCCAACUCGCUCCCGCCCAGCCAACGGAACUCGGUCCACUCGGUCUUCCCCUCCUCCAUCUGCCAUCCCUCCGCGUUCAUCGGCGCCAGCCCCCACCCCACCUCCUCUCCCGCCCCUUCCUCCCCAUCCAUCGCCGCGUGUCCUAUCCUCAAGGGCGCCCAGAAGCCACCCGCAACCGCUAGUCUGACCGAGAAACAGCAGCGCGAGAUCAAGAAGGCCAGCGAGAAGGCCAACAAGAUCGCCGUCAAACACAAGCUUAAGGCGCUCAAAGACCGCUCCUUGAACUCCAAGCUCCUCCACGACCACAUCUCCAUCAUCCACAACACCCCCAAAGAUCUUUCGUCCUCCUCUUCUUCUCUCAAGCUCUCCCGCGCCCAUUCGCCCCACGAGGCCUCGCACCCAGUCGCCCCUCUGUCCCCGUCCCACCAGCCGGGGCUUCCGGGGAUCCAAGACGGCCGCGGCCACGGCCGGUUCCGCAGCGCCUCCGGCUCCACCUCGGGUCCUCCUGCCUCCAUCCCCUCUCCCCGUCUCGUGCCCGGGCCUCCACCCCCCGACCCCCGCCCCACGCCCCACCCGCUUCCUCCACCCUUGUCGUACCCUGCGUCCGGCCCUGUCUCCGCUUUCGCCAGAAACCCCCGCCUCCCUGCGUCCACCGCCAGACCCUCCUCGAUCCCCCCCGCCGACCUCCCCCCCGCUGCCGCGCCUGCCCCAAAACCCCUCUCCGGCUCCCAUCCUGUCCCCUCCUCAGGCUCGAUCGCCGACUUCUUCUUCCUCCGUAGAAAAUCCUCCGACGCUUCUUGA
Molecule: messenger RNA, 3465 nt
Organism: Puccinia triticina
Lineage: Eukaryota; Fungi; Basidiomycota; Pucciniomycetes; Pucciniales; Pucciniaceae
Exons: 8
Coding region: 1-3465 (1154 amino acids)
Biological process (GO): protein deubiquitination
Cellular component (GO): cytosol; nucleus
Molecular function (GO): cysteine-type endopeptidase activity; cysteine-type deubiquitinase activity
Source: RefSeq, a predicted model, not a curated record